This is a messenger RNA of Racocetra fulgida, 772 nucleotides long. The record is from the annotation of a GenBank genome assembly. NCBI's taxonomy places the organism in Eukaryota, Fungi, Glomeromycota, Glomeromycetes, Diversisporales, Gigasporaceae.
GGGAUGGGCAUCGCUCUGGUUGGUGCAAAAGUCUCAGAAUUGCCUGUUAAAGUUUUUGAUACAAACCCUGAACAGAUCAAAAAGGGAUUGAAAUUAGUGGACGAAUUACUUCGCAAGGAUGUUACUAAGAAUCGUAUCACGGAAGACCAAGUCACUUCUAUAAAACAACGGAUCACAACUAUUACUGAUAUUUCCGAAUUAUCAGAUGUUGAUUUUGUUAUCGAGGCAGUUUCCGAAAAUGUUGCUUUAAAACAAAAGAUAUUUGAAAAUUUGGAUAAUAUUUUAAAUAAGGAAUCAAUUUUGGCUACAAAUACUAGUAGCAUUAGCAUAACAAAGAUUGCUGCUGCUACGAAAAGGCCUGAAAAGGUUAUUGGAAUGCAUUUUAUGAAUCCUGUACCAGUGAUGAAACUUGUGGAAAUUAUUUCAGGAUUAACUACCUCUGAUGAAACUUUAAGUAUUACGAAACAACUAGCUGUAUCUAUGGGUAAAACUUGUACUCAUUCUCAGGAUGUUCCAGGAUUUAUCGCAAAUAGAUUGUUGAUUCCUUAUAUCAAUGAAGCUAUAAUUGUGCUUGAACAGGGCAUAGCAACACGAGAAGAUAUUGAUACCACCAUGAAACUUGGUACUAAUACACCUAUGGGCCCUUUGGCAUUGGCUGAUUUUAUUGGUCUUGAUACGUGUUUGGCUAUUAUGAAAGUAUUACACAAUGAGAUAGGCGAGAAAUAUAGACCCGCCACAUUAUUACAAAAGUAUGUUGAUGCAGGGUACUUGG